Messenger RNA from Manacus vitellinus (golden-collared manakin), 1008 nucleotides. Its product is annotated as olfactory receptor 5V1-like. Gene Ontology annotation, biological process: G protein-coupled receptor signaling pathway. Gene Ontology annotation, cellular component: membrane. NCBI's taxonomy places the organism in Eukaryota, Metazoa, Chordata, Aves, Passeriformes, Pipridae. The transcript has a single exon. The record is from RefSeq and is a predicted model, not a curated record. Gene Ontology annotation, molecular function: olfactory receptor activity; G protein-coupled receptor activity. The coding region runs from base 1 to 1008 and encodes 335 amino acids.
AUGAAAGACAAGAUGCAGAGGCACAACCUCUCAGCAGUGUCUGAGUUCAUUCUCAUCGGCCUUUCUGAUGCUCCACACGUCCGUUUGCUCCUCUUUGUGCUGUUCCUGACCAUUUAUUUGGCCACCAUGGCAGGCAACAUCACAAUCCUCCUUGCUGUCAGCACAGACCCCCGCCUGCACAACCCCAUGUACUUCUUCCUGGGCAACUUAGCCUUGCUGGAUAUCUUAUGUCCUACUAUCACCGGGCCCAAGAUGCUGGGGGCCUUGUUGCUUGACAACAAGGGCAUUUCCUUCAAGGGCUGCCUCUUCCAGCUCUUUUUCCUCAUUCAUGUGGUAGGCACAGAGAUCUUCCUCUUGGCUGUCAUGGCCUACGACCGCUACGUCGCCGUAUGCCACCCCCUGAAGUACCCGAACAUCAUGAGGAUGAAGCUGUGUGCUCACCUGGCCAUUGGCACCUGGCUGGUAGGGUUUUUGAACUCCCUCCUGCACACCUCUUUGGUUUUUACCAUGCCUUUUUGUGACUCCAACCAAGUGGACCAAUAUUACUGUGACAUUCCUCCUGUGCUGGGCCUCUCCUGCUUGUCUACUUGGAGCAGGGAACUGGUGAUUCUGGCAGUCGCUGGGGUGCUGGGGAGCGGCGCCUUUGUGCUCACUCUCACCUCUUAUCUCUACAUCCUCCUGGCCAUCCUGGCCACCAACUCCUCCCAGAGCAGGCACAAAGCCUUCUCCACCUGUGCUUCUCACCUGACCGUGGUUUGCCUUUUCUAUGGGACCACCAUCUGCACCUACGUGCGCCCUUCCUCCACCUACUCACCUCUGCGGGAUAGGAUCGUUUCCAUGCUCUAUGGAAUCCUCACCCCCCUGCUCAACCCCAUCAUCUACAGCCUGAGGAACAAAGAGCUGAGAAGUGCCCUAAGGAGAGGGAUCAGACAGCUCAGAACGGCUGUCACAGCACAACAACACCUCGCCCAGUCUCGGGCGUCCUCUGCAGCUCCAGCAGUUGGAUAG